UCCCCCUUGGGUGUUCCCGAAGAUUCCUGGUGGCGUCACGUCUCCAUAGCGACAGUAUACACGAUCCCGCGCCACAGAUUACAGAAUAUUCCGUUUCCCGCCUUAGAUGCGGGCUACUUGUCUACUGAUUUCUCUGUAGCUGCUCCUAUUGCUGCUGCGGGUGUUGUCACUUUCGGCCCUUUUAUUGCCCUUCGGAGAGGUGUAGGGAGGCCGCCUGUGAACGCCUAUUGUUCCAGCCUGCACAAUCUCUGGACUUAACAACUAAUUGUUCUUUCAGUUAUGCCAAACAGAGAAGUACCCAGGAAGUAUACCAAUAGAGAGCAAGGAAAGGAAAAAUUAGGGGUUCCUAACAUUGAGGGACACUACUGAUAAAAGAAAAUAAAGGUAGGGAUUGAUGACUCAGAGAAUACUCGAGUUGGAAGGAUCCUUAGAAGUCAUCUUGUCUGACUUCAUUUUAUAGGUGAGGAAACUGAGGCACAAAGUUCAAAAGUGGUUUGGACAAGGCCAUUUAUCUCAUAAUUGACUUAGUCAAGGGACUUAAACCCAAGUUUUCUGAAUAUGCUAGACACUAACAACAGUGGAUUCUACAGCACAGACCUGGUAUUCUUUCCAGACUAUGCUAUGUGUGUGAAAGACUGAAAGAAAAAGCUUAUUUAAAACAAGAGGAGGUUUUCUCCAGUUGGAGAGUCGGGUGUCUUCAUAAAAGUCUCUGGAAAGAGAAAGGGUUAAGGGCUCAACAGGUAGAAUGGUCCCAGUGGAGAAAGUGAAUCCAGGUGCACAUGAGGGAAGUGAACAGGAGAACACAUCUGGGUAUGAGAAACAACAUUCUCUUACUAAAACAAGAAGAUGAAAGUGAGUAUGGAGACUCAACUACUUUCUGACAACUAACAAUGACCAUCAUUAUCAACAAGCAUUUUUUGAGCACCUGCUAUAUGCUGAGCAUAUUGCUAGACGUGGGGAGGGAUUCAUAAGAAAUAAAAGACACAGCCCCUGCCCUCGAGGAGCUUAAAAUCUAAAUGGGGAGACCGAGCAUUCCAAUGAAGCAACAUAAGGACAAGCAUCGCAUCAUAAAAAUGGGCACUCGAAAAAAAGUACACGCAUAUGUGCGAUUCAGACCCACAGAUGAAUUUGCUUAUGAUAUGAUCUCCUUUGGAGAAGACAAUAAGAGCGUUGAUAUUCAUAUCAAGAAAGAUACCCGAAAAGGAAUUGUCAACAACCAGCAGACAGACUGGUCUUUCAAAUUGGAUGGAGUUCUUCAUGAUGCCUCACAGGACAAUGUUUAUGAUACAGUUGCUAAGGAAGUCGUUGCUCAAGCUCUGGAUGGCUAUAAUGGCACAAUCAUGUGUUAUGGGCAAACAGGAGCAGGAAAAACAUAUACCAUGACUGGAACAACUGAAAACUAUAAGCAUCGAGGCAUCCUUCCACGAGCUUUACAGCAGGUUUUUAGGAUGAUAGAAGAACGUCCUACCCAUUCUAUCACUGUUCGGGUCUCAUAUAUGGAAAUAUAUAAUGAGACCCUAUUUGAUCUCUUGUCUACCCUUCCCUAUGUUUGCAACACGGACACACCAAUGAUCAUAGCGGAAAGUCCACAAGGAAUCUUUGUCAAGGGCUUGUCUGUACAUAUGGCUGGACGGGAGGAGGAUGCUUUCAGCCUCCUCUUUGAGGAUUGGUAUUUGUUGUAAGACUGAGGCAAACAGCAAUAACAGAACCUUUUUAGAAGAAGAAACUCAAAAUAGAGCAUUCUAAAAGCUUUAAUUUUAUGAGGAAAUAAAGAGACAGAGAAGGGAUGAAUCAGAAUAAGGCCAAUGAACCAAAGAAUACAACAUACAGAAGAGGAAGAGAAAUAAUGAAGAGCAAAAAAUUCUUUUUAGAAAAGGCAAAGAAAAUAAAAAUUUUAAAACAAAUUGAAGGGGGAAGAAAAGUUUCAUUUUUAAAAGAGGAAGAAAGGGGGAGGGAGAUUAGAUAACAAGAAGAAAAGAAGGAAAAAAUGGAAUUAAUAAGCAAAGAUCCAAAAUUAGGCAAAAUGGUGACAAAUUGGAGGGAUGUUGAGAGUGAAUGGAAGAGAGCUAGUGAAAUUAGGGUCACCUUCAAGUAGAUAAAUAAGCAAGUAAGCAAAAAUAACUGAAAGGGAAAAUUAGGUGACUAAGUGGAUUGAGCCAGAAAGAAAGGAGGCCCUGGGUUCAAAUGUGGCUUCAGACACUUCCUAGCUAUGUGACCCUGGGCUGAAAGUCACAUAACCCCCAAAGCUGAACCUUUACCACUCUUCUCCUUUUAAACCAAUACUUUGUAUUGAUACUAGGAAAGAAGAAGGAAAUUCUUAUUCAUAAAUAUAAAUAUGUAUGUAUAUAUAUGAGAGAUAAUUAGAAGAAUGUAAAUAGUUUAAACUAUUCAAUAAAAUGAAAAAAAGAAUGUCUGGACUAUUAUAUAUAUGUAUAUAUAUAAAGAAAGAAACAUAACUAAAAGACAGACAGACAUAAAAUAUAAAUGAGGAGCUUGAACAGAACUUACUAUGCAUCAUUUGAAUAAAAAAAAAGUAGAAGUUGCAAUCAUAUCAGGGAAGGCAAAGUCAAAUAUAAAACAAUAAAGAAGAAAACUAUAUUAGGAGAUGAAAUGAAGAUGUUGGAGUUUUGCCUAAGCUUACAAGCAUACUUCCACAACAAAGUAUAUCAGACCAAAUUCUGAUUGGAAAACUAAGAAAAAGUUGUAGUCAUUUUUCCAGCUUCCGGGCUAAUGUGGCUGCGGUAUAGAAGGAACUUUAUGACUCUCCCUACUACCAAUCACCACAAAGCAUCUCGAAAGGACAAAAAUCAAAAUCAGAUGAGGGAAGGGGCUCUACCAACAGGCUCAGCCUUGAAGGUGGACAGGGUUUGUGCAUUUCCAAGCUAUAAGGGGGUAAAAAUUACACCUACCAAAGCGUGAGCUGAUCACCCUUCUCCCACACUGCCUACAGUGCCAGAAUCAGAGCAAGGCCCAGGGUAAUCUCUGAAUUCUUGAGAGAUGGCUGAGGGUACCACAGACUUCCCCCUGAGGGCAGUACAAAACCUUGGCAGUGAGACUUGAAACCCAAGGCUGAGGAGUGUGGAGCAAGUGAGUGGAGACAGUGUAGAGAUGGGCUACCCACAGCAGACACCAGGGAGACUGGAAAAAUAGCCUCGGGGCAAAACACUUUGUAGCUUACUACACCAAGAGUUGCCUUCCCCCCUCACUCAGAUUUCUGGCUGGGAGGACAAAAUAAUGCAGAGAGAAAAAAACUAACACAGCAAUGGCUAACAACACUUAGGUAGGAACUAUAAUCCACAAGUACCAAAAGAAAUAAACUCCAACAGAAAAAGCCUAUGAUUCAGGAUAACUUCUGUGGAUAAAACCAAUAGGGUACCAAAGCAAUAGCAGAGAGUGACAAACAAGCAAAUAUAUCCAAACUUUCCCCCCCAAAAUGGAAAUUGGACACAAGCUCUCAAAUUCAAAAAAGGGAGUUCAAGAACCAAGUAAGAAAGAUAGAAGAAAAAUGGGAAAACUGGGAAAUAGAAAUGAAAGCAAUUCAAAAGGAAAAUAACAAUUUAAAAGAAAGAACUUCCCACUUGGAAAAUGAAGCACAGAAAUCACAUGAAGUAAUAAACAAACUGAAAACUGGAACUGACAUACUGGAAGCCAUGAAAAGAAGGAUAGACCAAAUCAAAAAGGGAAAUCAAAAGAUCAUAGCUAAAAAUCAGUCUUUAAAGACUGGAUGUGGGCAAGUGGAAGCUAAUCAUAUCACAAGACAGCAAGAAUUAAUAAAGCAAAGUCAAAAGAAUAACAAAAUAGAAGAAAACAUGAAAUAUCUCAUUCAAAAGACAACUGACCUAGAAAACAGAUCUAGGAGAGAGAAUUUGAAAAGCAUUGGUCUACCUGAAAACCUGGAAAAAAUAGAAGCCUUGACAUCAUAUUACAAGAAAUUAUCCAAGAAAACUGCCCUGAUAUUCUUGAACAAGAAGGCAAAAUAGACAUUGAAAGAGUCCAUACCCUAUACAUUAAAUCCUCAAAAGACAACCCCCAGGAAUGUAAUUGCCAAAUUCAAGAGCUUCCAAGCCAAGGAGAAAAUAUCACAAGAAGCCAGAAAGAGACAAUUCAGAUAUCAUAGAGCCCCAGUCAGGAUUACACAAGAUCUGUCAGCCUCCACACUAAAGGACUGCAAGGCUUGGAAUAUGAUAUUUAGAGAGGCAAGAGAAUUGGGUCUAGGGGGCAGCUGGGUGGCUCAGUGAAUUGAGAGUCAGGCGUAGAGAUGGGAGGUCCUAGGUUGAAAUCUCUCCUCAUACACUUCCCAGCUGUGUGACCUUGGGCAAGUCACUUAACCCCCAUUGUCUAGCCCUUACCAUUCUUCUGCCUUGGAGUCAAUCCAAGACCAGAAGGUAAGGGUUAGAGAGAGAGAGAGAGAGAAAGAGAGAGAGAGAGAGAGAGAGAGAGAGAGAGAGAGAGAGAGAGAGAGAGAGAGAGAGAGAGAGAAUUGUAAAACCAAGGAUAAUCUACCCAGAAAAACUGACACUUCUAGGGGAAAGUAUGGGCAUUUAACAAAAUAAAAGAUUUCCACCUAGCUGUGUGAUCCUAGGCAAGUCACUUACCCCCAUUGCCUAGCCCCUUACCACUCUUCUGCCUUGGAACCAAUAUACAGUACUGAUUCUAAGAUGGAAGGUAAGGAUUUUUUUUUUUAAAGAUUUCCAAAUAUCCCCAAAGAAUAAAUGGAAAAUUUGAUGUCCAAAUACGAAAUUCAAGAGAAACAUGAAAAGGUAAACAAGAAAGAAGGGAAGGGAAAUUUAAGGGCAUCAGUAAGGUCAAAUUGUUUAUAUUCCUAUAUGGGAAAAUUAUAUUUGUAACUCUUAAAAAUUGUUUUUUGAGUGAGGUGUGGAGAGUAUCAAAAGGGAGGGAAAGAGAGAGGGGAGGGAAUUUAAUAGAUUUUAAAGAAUAAGGGGGAAAUAAGAAGGGAGAAGGGGGUGGGAAGGAAAGUAAAAUGAGGGUGGGGAAUGGGAGACUGAUUAAAAGCAAAACACUGGUGUAGAAGGAAAUAGUGAAAGAAGAAAUGAUAGGACUAAAAGAAGAAAUCAAAAUGAUGGGGAAUACACAGAUGGUAAUUAUAACUCUGAAUAUGAAUGGGAUGAACUCACCCAUUAAACAAAAGCAUUUUUCCAGUCCAGAGCAGCUUAGGAAGAAAGAGAGGUCUGCCAACAUUCUGGGGUAGUGGCUAGGCAGGAGAGUUAGGUAGCAAUGACAUUAGAGUUAGGGAGUAUUCUAGUACCAAGGGAUGGAAAAGGAUCUGAGACAGAGCAAAACAGGGCAGGAAGCACAGGGGCAGAGAGAGAACCCCAGAAACUCCUGAACUAGUGAUGGGAGCAAGAAUGGGCUACUUCUCUGUCACUCAAUAUCCAUUUCUAGAGUUUAGACCCAGGAUGGAGAGGAGCAGUUGCUAGUAAGUAGGGAGCUAUAGAUGAAUAUUGAGUAUAGAAAAAAUUUCAUAAACUUGCUUGUAUGAUUCUGAGUCCAGGGCAGAAUAGUGACUUCAGUGGAAUAACCAGGGUAGGAUACUAAGAUCAAAGGAAAUCCAGUAAUUCGGUCAUUCUGAACCUGAGGAACCUCCUAGAAGUUUAACUUCUGGAAUCUAGACUGAAUCUAGCAGCCAUUUCCUGAAACUCGGCUAAACACAAGCCAACAGAUCCAACUUUUAGAAUCAAAUCAGGAGGGCAAUGAACAGAGAACAACACCCCAGAUCACACCACUUUGGAAGCACUGAAAACUUGUAAACCCCAAGUUUUAGUGGUAAAAGCAGCCUGAGAACAUGAAAGAGGCUCAAGCUUGGACACACACAACUCCCCUCCAGAAGUAAAGAGAUCCCAACUCUAAAAUAAAGGUGCAAAAUCAAGAAGUAAGAUUGGAAGAAUGGAUAAUCAAAAAAACUCAACACUAAAGAGUUACUAUGAUGACAGAAAAUAUCAAUGCUAAAUCAGAAGAUGUAAAGAUUAAAAUUUAGGGGAGAUGGGAAGACUGAGGCAGGUAGAAAUUAGUUCUCUCUGCAAGGAGUAUUAUAUUUUUUUAGAGGUUUAUUAAAGUUAAUGAUUAAAAGAAAAUUCAGGAUAAGAAAAAACACGUGUCUAGGCCAGAGGCCUAGACCUCACCUACAUUAUGGAAAGAGCCGUGUCUGCUCCAGAACGGAAGUCCAAAAAAAGCCAAACCCCUCAAAAGCCUUUGAAUCAGCUUAAAUACCUUCUCGAUCUCGGCCCAGGUGAGAUUACAAGGCAUUCUGGGGAAGUGGAGCAAAGGCUCGUGGGGAUUGUAGUCCUGUAUUCAAGUCUAUUUUUUACAAUCCCUCAUGUGAUCAUUUUUGGAAAAAUUAAUUUUUCCCCAAAAGGAUCAUAAAAACAUAAUAAACUUAAAAGAUUACAAUAGUGUGAGGAUAAGAGAAAAAAGAAUAAAACCAAUAAUUGCUGAACACAUUGACAAAAAGCCGUUAGGGGGCAGUCCCCUUUGGCAUAAAAGUAUACAUACAAAUAAAUGUUCAAUCAACCACACCCAAAGUUCAGUUUUGUGCAACUUGUGGUCUGGAGGCUUCUUCAUGGUGGCUUCUCCAACAGUUCAGUUCUGGAUUCAGUGAGGUAGCAUCUUCUUUACCUAAAAUUCUUCUCAAAAGGAAUUUAAACUUUGCAAUUUAAAUAAUGAUUUUUUUUUACAUUCCCCCGUGUUGUGGGUGAUUGAAAGAUUCAGAAUCAGUUAGGGAUACAUGGCUGAGGUAUGAGGUAUAUGAAUCAAUUGGCAAGAGAUAUUAAAAAGAUAUCAGAAAAUCCAAAAGAAAAGAAAAAUUUCUGGAUGAAAAUAUAGACUAUCAAAGUCUUGUGUAUAAAAAUUCCAAGUAGAAGAAAAAUAAAUCUAUAACAGGUCCUUAAUCAGGGCCCAAUCAAAAUGAUCUAAGUAAUGAUGCAUUUACCCAGUCAGUGCCAGGACUACAGAAAGAUACCACACUAUGAGAGGCAGAAAAGGAAGGGACCAGAUUAUAGAAGCCAAGUAGGAGCCAAGGUUUUGGGGAUACUCGUCUGUGAGUAUCUUCAGGGUGAGUGUGGAUACAAGGAAAGCCUAUGUCUUAACACAUGUUAAACAUAGUAACCUCGAGUCUUCACACUAGGUUCAAGACCUUUGUAUUGGCCUAGAAGUGCAUCAAUCCAUCCUGGAUUGGCUUUUCUUUGGCUCUGUGCAAUGGUUCUUGUGUGUAUAUCUUGUCCUGGAAUCAGACAGAAUCAUUAAGCAAAGUCCCAUAAUUUAUUUAAAUAAUUAGUGGCAUCGUUUUUAUAGUCACAAGCUUUUUAGGGCGUGCAUUAGCAAAUGUAUUUCAAACUUGUAGCACUGAAAAGUCAAAAAGUUAAAGAAAAUCUUAAUGCUGGUGACAUGUGCUUCAAAUAUAAAAAGGAGAGAAAAAAUAAUUUUAAAAAACCUGAAAAAGUAUAUUGCACAUGCAAGAAAAAUAUAAUAAUAAAAGAGCUUUAAAAAAUUCAAAAAUAUAGCUUAUAACCAUUGACACUCUGUGUCAGUUAAGAAAAUAUAAAAUACAAGGCUUUCUCACCAAAAAAUGAAAUCCAUUUCCUCUUUGUAUCUGGCCAUGAUCACUGUGAGUAGAAGGCAAAUGAAUUGAACAAGGUUAACAAUUUUUCCAUCUUUAAAAAUAUAGUAGUACAAAUAUGUAGAUAUCAAAAUCCCCAAAAUUCUCAAUAGCCCAAUUAAUUACAAUAGCAAACAAACAUACUUUCAUAUUUCACAUAAGUUGCUGUAUGACAUUUUUAAAACCUAUGAAUUGAUGGACAUUUGUCACAAUUUUUACAAACAUAGCAAUCCUUCAACCUUGGUAUUUAAACAUAUUUUUUAAAACAAAGUAAAACUCAUCUUGGGUUUAGAACAUAAUCAAGAAAUCUAUGUAUCAUUCUGGUAGAAGUAAAAUAGUGAGCUGAAGAGCAUAAAUAAAGGGGUGCUCCUUUUUUUUUGGAGGCUUAUAGGGAUACAAAUGCCCUGAGAUUAACUGCCCAACUUCCAUUCACAUGUGGGAAGGUUGGGGGUUUAUAAAAUGUAUUUCACUUCAGCUAAUGGGCCUAACCUCGUGGUAGAGGCAGGCAAAAAUAACCAGAUUGUUAAAAAAAAAUUCUAAAAAUCAUAUUUAAAAAACCCUUAAAAUCAAAUCAUUUGAGGUAUUUAGCACAUUAAAAUUCCAAAGGUUGUUAAUACAAUUAUAACCAGUUCUGAAGACCAUCUAUCCUCAGCAAAAUAGAAAAAAGCUGUUUUUUCAUAUAUGGGCUUAUUCACAACAAUAUUUGUUCAACACAGUUAUAGGGGAAAAACAGCAGAAUUUUAAAACUCAGUACAUUCAAAAUAAAUUCAAUCAACCUUCAGUUCACAGAAUAAUAUUCAAUCCAGUAAUAUAUGAACUUAAAAUCACAAAGUUAUAUCUUAAACAAAACAAUGCAAUAGAAUACAGAAAUUUUUUUAUAAACCAUUGGAGUCUGAAAUGCCUUAGAAUAUAGCCUUUAGUCUCUUCAAAGUUCCUUGGGUUUUUUUUGUUUGUUUGUUUUUAAUUAUCCAUUUAAAUGUCUAUUGUCCCAAGGUAGAGUAGUAAAGGCUAGGCUAUGGGGUUCAAGGGAUCCGUCCAGGGCACCAUAGCUGGGAAGCAUUGGAGGCCAGAUUUUAACUAGAGACCUCCCGUCUCUGGGCCUGGCUUCCAGUUCGCUGGGCCACCCAUUUUCCUCCCCAAAGUUAAAGUUGAAUCUUUGGGCUGAGUCUGCUCCCAGACAGGCAGGUAAAAUCAAUGAAAUUGCCAGAAGAGUCCAAAAUCCUUUUAAACCCAUUGCUUUUUAGGUUUCUGUUUGAAAAGUCUGUUUCUUCUCUCUAGUCUUUUCUCUCUUUCCCCUUUCUGAUACCCCUGUGGUCAAUACCCCCAUCCAGGUGGAGGCUUAGCCUAAGGGAAAAUUACCCGGUCUCCUUUCCCUCUCGUCUCUCCCCUCCGCCCACAUGGCCAAUACUGUUACCAGCACUGCGUCCUGAGUGAUCUGCUCCAAGGAUCUGGGUGAUGAGCCAACUGGGGUUGUGCUCGAGGGUCUGGGGUGCAGAAAUAGGCAGGCAGCGGGCCGGUGAGAGGCCAGGAGCAGGAGCUGGAGCUGCUGCAGGGGUGGGCAAGGCCGGGACCAGGUACCAGGUGAGGACGAUCAGGGCUGCAGGCUGCAGGCAGGAAGCGGCCGGGCGAGCCAGAUGGGGUGGGCAGCAGGUCCAGAGCCUGUAGCAGCUUUGUGAGGGUAGAAAACCUUGGCCAGAGAGAUAUGGCUCAAAAAAAAUUUUUUUUUCUAGGUACUAGAUAUCAAAGAUUAAAUCAGAAGAUUCAGAGUUUUUUCUCCCGAAGUGGUUACGCCAACUGUAAAGAUUAAAAUUUAGGGGAGAUGGGAAGACUGAGGCAGGUAGAAAUUAGUUCUCUCUGCAAGGAGUAUUAUAUUUUUUUAGAGGUUUAUUAAAGUUAAGGAUUAAAAGAAAAUACAGGAUAAGAAAAAACUCGUGUCUAGGCCAGAGGCCUAGACCUCACCUACAUUAUGGAAAGAGCCGUGUCUGCUCCAAAACGGAAGUCCAAAAAAAGCCAAACCCCUCAAAAGCCUUUGAAUCAGCUUAAAUACCUUCUCGAUCUCGGCCCAGGUGAGAUUACAAGGCAUUCUGGGGAAGUGGAGCAAAGGCUCAUGGGGAUUGUAGUCCUGUAUUCCAGUCUAUUUUUUACAAAGAAGACUUAUUUGAAAAUGUCCACAAGCAAAAUCUCAAAGAAAAAAUGCAUUUUGAACAUAAUCCCAACAAGAAUUUCUAAAAGAGUUAAAGAAGGCACUUUAAAAUUAUUUUUAAGCCCAAAUGAGAUUCAAAGAUAUGAAAAUAGAAUUAAUAGGGUUUUUUUUAAGGUGCAAAACCAUACUGAAGAAAAUAACUUCUUGAAAAUUGUCAUUGGCCAAACAGAAAAUAUUGACUCCAUGGGACAUCAAGAAAUAAUAAAGUCAAAAGACUUGAAAAAUUGAAAAAAUGUGAAAUACCUCUCAGGAAAAACAACUUACUUAGGGGAACUGAUCAAGGAAAGAUAAUUUAAGAAUUACUGGAUUACUUGGAACUCAUGAACAACAACAACAAAAAGAACCUAGAUGUCAUAUUUUAAGGCAUUAUAAAAGAAAACUGUCCUUUUAGAACCAGAGGACAAAGUAAUAAUAGAAAUAAUCCAGUGAUCACUUUUUGAAAGAACUCUUAAAAUUAAAACUCCAAAGAACAUGAAAGCCAAAAUCCAAAGCUUCUAGGGAAAAGAAAAAAUAUUGCAAGCUGGAAGAAAGUCUGGAAGAAAGAAAUUAAGUAUCAAGGAACCACAGCCAGGAUCACAAAAUAUUGGGCAUCUGCUACUCUAAAGGAAAGGAGAGCUUGGAAUGUACUUUUACAGACAGCAAAGGAUGUAAGAUUACAAUAAAAAAUAACCUACCAAGCAAAAUUGAAUAUAAUCUUCUGGGGGGGGGGGGAUUGGAUAUUUAAUGAAAUAAAAGAUUAAAGCACUCUGAUGAAAAGGACAAAGUUAAAUAGAAAAUUUAACAUUCAAACAUGGGUCUCAAGAGAAAUAUGAAAAGAUAAAUAUGUAAGUGAUAUCAUAAGCAUCUUAAUAAGUUAAAUUUAUAUUCCUGAUAAAUGUAACCCCCACAUAUUUUUGAUAUCAUCAGGAAUUUUAGAGGUAUUUAAAUUAGAGAACCUAGACAUGAUUUUAUUAUGUUUAGAUGACCUUAAAAAGAAGAAUGGAGGGGGUGUGAAAGAGGACUACACUGGGAAAGAGAGGAAGGUGAAGAAUGGGAAGAAAUAUCUCACAUUGAUGUGGUACAUAUGGAAGAGUUUGUACAAUGGGAAGUGUAUUGGGGGGGGGGGGGAGUACAACACUAAAACUUUUAUCAGAACUGGUUCAAAGAGGGAAGAAUAAAUGUAAACACAGUUGGGUAUAGAAACUCAUCUUCCUCAACAAGGCAGUAGGAAGAAAAUAUUUUAAGAGAAAGGGAGUGAGACAAGAAGGAAGAUAGUAGGCUUGUAGUCAAUAGCAAAACAUACCAUUAAAGAGAAAAUGGGGUUAAAAAAAGAAGGAUAAGCAAAUAGAAUGGAGGGAAACAUACAAUUAGCAUUUAUAACUGUGAAUGUAAAUGAGUCUAUCUCGGUCAUAAAAUGGAAGAGGAUUGCAGAAUGAAUGAAAAACUAGAAUCCAAUAAUAUGUUGUUAACAUGAAACAGAUUUGAAAUAGCAAAAUACAAAGUUAAAAAUAAGGAGUUGGCGUAGAAUCUGUUAUGUUUUAGCUGAAGGCAGGGGUAGUAGUCAUUAUCUCAGACAAAGCAAAAGCAAAAAUAAAUCUAAUUAAGAGAUAAACAAGAAAACUAUGUUUGGCUAAAAGGUAAUAGAUGAUAUCAAUACAGAACAUAUAUGUACUAAACAGUAGAGCAUCUAAAUUCUUAAAAGGAAAUUAAAUAAGUUAUAACAAGAAACAGUCAAACUAUAAUAGUGGAGGAAUCUCAAUUAACUUCUCUCAGACCUAGAUAAAUCUAGCCAUAAAAUAAACAAAAAGGGGGGAAGCUGGGUAGCUCAGUGGAUUGAGAGCCAGGCCUAGAUACAGGAGGUCCUGGGUUCAAAUUUGGUCUCAGACACUUCCCAGCUGUGUGACCCUGGGCAAGACACUUGACCCCUAUUGCCUAGCCCUUACCACUCUUCUACCUUGGAACCAAUAUACAGUAUUGACUCCAAGAUGGAAGGUAAGGGUUUAUAUUUUUUUUAAAAAUAAACAAAAAAAGGAGCCAAUUAAAAUUAUAGAAAAGUUAAAUAAUACUGAUGUUUAGAGACUGACUGAGAAUAGAAAGGAAUAUACUUAUUCCUCUGCUGUGCAUAGCACCUUCCAAAAUAUCAUGUAUUAGGGCAUAAAAACCUCAAAAAAAAAGUAAAAUUCAAAAAAAUUUUCAGAAAAGUAGAAAUAUUAUACACAACUCAUUCUAGACAUAAUAUAGUUUUUUUAAUGCACUGAAGGACUUUUUUGAAAGUCCUGGAUUAAAAACUAAUAGGGUCAAAAACAAUUGUCAAAAAUUGUUUCCACAUGUAACUAAAAAAAAAUUAAUAGGAAAUUAAAUAACUUAGUUCUAAAGAAGGGGUAAAUGAAAGAAGAAAUCUGAAAAAGAAUCAAUAAUUCCAUUAAAGGUAAUGUCAACAAUGAGAUAACAUACCAAAAUCAGUACUUGGAAAAAAUGUACAUUUCCAAACUCUUCCAUAAAUAAAAGAGAGAACAAAUCAACUAAUUGGAUAUACAGCUAAAAAAAAUUUUAAACAACAAUUAAACCUUAUUUCAAUUAAACAGAAAUCAUAAAAAUAGAAUUAGAAAUCCUAAAAUCUAGAAACAGAGGUACUAAAAAUUAAAGGAGUUUAAGAAAAAAAGAAAGUUUUUAAAAUUGAUCUACUAAAACUAGAAACUGGCUUUUACUAAAAAAAAAAAUAAAACUGAAUUCAUAAUAUCAAAAAAUGGAAAAGUGAAUUCAUAACUAAUGAAGAAAAAAUAGAAGCAAUUAUUAUAUCAUACUUAUAUAUAUGUCAUAUAAUAUGUAUAAUAUAUAAUGCUGAACUAUAUGCCAAUGAAACUGAAAACCUAAAAUAAAUGGAUAGUUACAAAACUAUAAAUUGUCUAAAUUAAUGGGAAUGGAAACUAAAAUGGGAAAUAAAAUACUUAAAUUACUUUUAGCAUAGAAAAAAAGAAAUUGAUACCAUAAAUGUAUUCCCUAAGAAUAAAGGACCAGAUGGAUUUACAUGCUAUUUCUACCAAACAUUUUACUUAUUUUUAGAAACCCUCACCUUCCAUCUUAGAAUCAAUACUGUAUAUUGGUUCCAAGUCAGAAGAGUGGUAAGGGCUAGGCAAUGGGGGUCAAGUGACUUGCUCAGCGUCACACAGCUAGGAAGUGUCUGAGGCCAGAUUUUAACCUAGGACCUCCUGUCUCUAGGCCUGGCUCUCAAUCACUGAGCUACCCAGCUGUCCCCUCACAGUUAUUACCUAUACUGUUGGAAAAAAAUAGGCAAAGGAGUCCUACAAAAUUCCUUCUCUGACACAAGGUCUUGACACUUAAACCAUGGAGAGUCAACAUGGAGAAAGAAAACUAUAAACCAAUUCUCCUAAUGAAUAUUGAUGCAAAAAAAUUUUUAAGUAAAAUAUUAGAAAAGGGAUUAUAACAAUAUAUUACAGAGAUCAUAUACUCUGGUCUGACUAGAAUGCAGAGCUUGUUCAAUAUUAGGCAAACUAUUAGUAUAGUUUACCACAUUAACAAAAACAAAAAUGAUUAUGUAUUUCAAUGGAUAGAGUUUUUUUACAACAUACAAUACCCUAAUUCUAUUUUUAAAACACUAGAAAACAUGGAAUAAAUGGAACUUUCCUUAAUAUGAUGAGUAGUAUCUGCAACUAAGAGCAAGCAUUAUUUGUAGUAAGGAUAAGCUGGAAGCUUUUCCAGUAAUAUCAGAGAUGAAGCAGGAAUGUCUAUUAUCACCAAUUCUAUUCAAUAAUGUACUGAAAAUGCUAGUUAGAGAAAUAAGACCAAACAAAUGCAAUUAGCAAACAAAAUAUCACUUUUUUUACAGAUGAUAUGAUGGUAAGAGAGUCAACAAAAACAAAAACAAAAACCUAAUAACAAUGCACAACUUCAUUCAUUUUUUUUAACAUUUGUUUUCUCUAAAAUUCUGAUUUCCAGGGCUGCAGCUAGGUGGCUCAAUGGAUUGAGUGCCAAGCCUGGAAAUGGGAAGUCCUGGGUUCAAAUGUGACCUCAGACACUUCCUAGCUAUGUGACUGUUGGCAAGACACCUAUUCCCUAUUGCCUAGCCCUUAAUACUCUUCUGCCUUAGAACCAAUACACAGUAUUGAUUCUAAGAUGGAAGGUAAGGGUUUAAAAAAAUUUUAAUAAAAUUUUGAGUUCCAAAUUUUCUCCCUCCUUUCCCUGACUCCUUCCCACUCCUCCCCUCUCCUAGGAUGGUAAGCAAUCUAAUAUAGAUUUUACAAUAAUAUACAAUGUCAGCAAAGUUGCAGUAUAUAAAAGAAACCCCCACAAAUCACCAGCAUUUGUAUAUAUUGACAACAAAAUGCAAAAGGAAGAAAGAGAGAAAUAUCAUUUAAAUAAUUAUAAUGUAAAAUACUUGGAAACCUACAUACCAAAACACAUAUGGGAAGUAUAUGAAUAUAACUACUUCACAUAAAGGCAUCUAAAUAACUAGAGAAAUGUUAAUUGCUCUUGGAUAGGCCAUUACUAUCUUAAAUUAUAAUACUAUCUAGAUUUAUUUACUUAUUCAGUUCAUUACCAGUUAAGUUACCAAAGAAUUAUUUUACGGAGCUAGGGAGGAAAAAUGGUCUAUAGUAAUAAAAGGACAAGAAUAUCAGAGGAAUCAAUGAAAAAUAAAGGGGAAGGAAGAGAGACUAGCAGCAGAGGAUCUCAAACUAAUCUACAAAGCUAUAAUCAACAAAACAAUUUGGUAAUAGGUAAGAAAUAGGUCAAUUAGUGAAAUAGAUACACAAUAUACAGAAGCAAAUGAAAACAGUAACCUAGCAUUGGUAAGAUCCAAAGAUAAAGUUUUGUAGUGAGAACUGACAAAAACUAUUGGGAAAGCUGGGAAGUAAUCUGGCAGAAACUAAGUUUACGACAAUAUCUCACACCAUAUACCAAUAUAAACUCAAAGAGAGUACAUGAGUUAGACCCAAAAGUUGAUAUCAUAAACAUAUUAGUGGCCCAUAGAAGAAAUUGCCUCUUAAACAUUGUGGGAUAAUCAAAUGUGAAAGAUUUUGCUAAUAAAUUAAUGCAAUGAUCCAGGACAAUUCCAAGAGACUUAUGAGAAAGAAUGCUAUCCACAUUGAGGGAAAGAACAACUGGAGAAGAAAUGCAGAAGAAAACAUAUGAUUUAUCACUUGUAUAUACGGGUAUAUGAUUUGGGGUUUUGGUUUUAAAAGAUUACUCUAUUACAAUAAUGAAUAAUAGGAAAAUAUGUAUCAAGUAAUAACACAUAUAUAACCCAGUGGAAUUGCUUGUCAGCUUGCAGAGGGGAGGGAGAGAAUAUGAAUUAUGUAACCAUGGGAAAAUGUUUUUUUAAUUAUGUUUAAAAAAUUACCUCUUGGACCAAUGGAGAGAGGAAGAGUUCGUUACCAAUGAAGAGAUUGGUUCAUUAGAGAUAAAAUAUAUCAUUUUUAUCAGAUAAAUUAAAAAAAAAAUUUCACACCAACAAAACUAAUUCAGCUAAAAUUAGAAAGUGGCAAACAAUCAUUGCAGCAAGUUUCUUUGCUAAAGGUAUAAUUUCUAAAAUAUGUAGCUAACUGAGUAAAAUUUUCAAAAAUAAGAGCCAUUCCCCUUUUGGUAAAUGGUCAAAAGACAUGAGUAGUUUUCAAAGGAAGAAAUCAAAACUGUACCAUCUCACACUUACCAACUGGCUCUGAUGACAAAAAAGGGGAGAAGGGAAUACAUGUGAAAGACAGUCCUAAAGACCCAAAUAGAGGGUUAUGAUGUUAUCCGCAUGAUGAUGUAGUUCUAUGACAUUAAUAAUUGAAAUAUGAACUGGGUACCAUUAUCAUUUGUUAUGCUAAGAUGUCUUC
Messenger RNA from Monodelphis domestica (gray short-tailed opossum), 15631 nucleotides. The record is from RefSeq and is a predicted model, not a curated record. Lineage: Eukaryota; Metazoa; Chordata; Mammalia; Didelphimorphia; Didelphidae.